AUGGCAACAUUGGAGUCAUGCCUAGCUUUAGCUUCGAGACAAUAUCUCGUUGAGGGACAAAUUGUAGCCAUGGUGGCUUCAUCAACUGAUACAGCGUUCACCAGAAGAAUUGUGACACUACAAAAGCAGCGAAAUUUACAGCAACGUCUAUGCUUGGGCCUGUUGAACUCAUUUUCGAUGGGAAUAAGCCAGGUUAAAGGGCCCCAUGAACAACUAAAACCAGCAGCGUAG
Messenger RNA from Dovyalis caffra, 231 nucleotides. NCBI's taxonomy places the organism in Eukaryota, Viridiplantae, Streptophyta, Magnoliopsida, Malpighiales, Salicaceae. The record is from the annotation of a GenBank genome assembly.